CCUCGUCGUCGCUCACCCUGUAGCCCGUCUCGUCUGGACACUUUCAGAGACACAACACGACAGCGUCAUCUACGCCUACGCACUGGGGAAAAUUGGAAAAUCGAAGAACAGCAGCGCAACAUCUGUCUCUACCCUCCUGCCUGUUCCCCCUCUCUCCCUUUGCAUCUUCCAGGCAGCCCUCGCCUCGAACGAGGAGGCCCUCCUCCCGAACCUCAUCCGAGACAUCCCACGGACCUCUCUCCAACACGACCCACAGACGGAGAGGAUGCCAUCCGCACUCAAGAUCACCGGCAGUAAAUCGGCCAGCGCCGCCGCCGCCGCCCCUAAUGGCCUUCCCGGUAAGCCCCAGCCCGCUGGCGCGGCCGCCGCCGAUCCGCGUGCCGGCGCCGCAGCUGCGGGCGACGCGUCGAGCGCUGCGCUGCAGCUUGCCGCUCCCGAUGUGCAGCCGCUGCUGCACACACUGUACACUGCGCCGUCGCGCGAAGAGUGCACGGACGCCGCUGCGGCACUCGCCGCGCACGUCGCCACACACCCCGGCGGCAUGCGCCUGCUCGCCACGCACGGCAUCCUUGCGUCGCUGCUCUCCGCCGCGGCAAACAAGAAGAAUGUGUACGAGCGCGAGGCUGCCGCACUCGCCAUCGAGGCGCUCGCGCAGCAGCAGCUCAAGCAAGGCGGCGCCGACCCGUGGCUGCUGCCGCAGCAGCUGCCCGCCAUGCUCGACCUGCAUGCCGACAAGGCUGACGCUGUCGUCCGCCCUGCCGCCGAGCAGGCCGCCGCGGCCCUCCUCGCACUUGCCCCACCCGAGGCUGCGCUAGACGUUCUCGAGCUGCUGUGCGCGACGCUGCGCGAUGGCGCCGCCAAGUGGCAGGCUAAGGUCGGUGCAUUGAAGCUCAUCGCACGCCUCAGCGCCGCACGCGCCGAGCAGGUCGGCGAUGCGCUCGAGGACCUUAUCCCCGUCCUCACCAAUGCUAUGCACGAGACCAAGGCCGAGAUCAGCAAGCAGGCCGUCAAGGCGGCCAAUAAGGUCUGCUCCAACACGCUCGAGAACGCCGACCUGCGCCCCUUCAUCCCGGACCUCGUCGGCUGCAUGGCCCGCCCGGACACGGUUCCCGAGUGCAUCAAGAAGCUCUCAUCUUGCACCUUUGUUGCCGAGGUCACCGGCCCCGCGCUUGCCGUCAUGGUUCCCCUGUUGUCGCGCGCACUUAACGAGCGCAAUCAGAGUGUGCAGCGCUCAACCGUCAUCGUCGUCGAGAACCUCUGCAAGCUCGUCCGCGACCCCAGUGAGGCCAGCAAGUUCCUCCCCGCCCUUACACCAGGCGUCCAGCGCAUUGAGGAGGGUGCCAGUUUCCCCGAGGUGCGCGAGCACGCACGCAGCGCUCUCAACACGCUUAACGCCGCCACCAAGGACCUUGCGGCGCGCCCCGCGGCGGCGCGCGACGCGACAUCGACGAUGGACCAGAUGAGCGAGGAGCAUGCGCGCACUGCGGCACUUGACAGCCUCUGCAAGCAUAUUCAGGCCCAGCUCGCCUCUUCCACGGACGCAGAUGCUGGCGCCGACAUCAGGAAGGACGAGUGGGCCAUGACGGGCCUACGGUAUGUCUCGCGCAUCAUUCCGCGUCUGGCUGAGAAGCGCAUCGUGCACGCCAGCGCAUGGAACGAGUCAUACGUCCUUCCGUACCUGCGGCGCGUCUUGCCGUCGGCGCAGGCAGCGCAGGCAGCAACAGACGCGCUGCGGCGCGAGUACGUCGAGCGCGACACGGCGCGCUUUGGCAGCGCGCAGGCCGACGAUGAGGAGGAGGAGAUCGUGGGCGAGUGUCUGUGCGAUAUCCAGUUCUCGCUCGCGUACGGUGGCCUGCUUCUGCUUAACCACACGCGCCUACGCCUCCACCGCGGCCACCGCUACGGCAUCCUCGGUCAGAACGGCUCGGGUAAGAGCACGCUGCUCAAGGCCAUGCGCGAUGGCAAGGUCGAGGGAUACCCGUCGCAGGACGUCGUGCGCACCGUCAUGGUCGAGCACUCACUCCAAGGCGAGGACGGGUCGCAGGCGAUCCUCGACUUUGUCGCGCGCGGCAAGGGCAUGGAGAGCAAGCAACGCGAGCAGAUCGCUGCCGCACUCAGGGAAGUCGGCUUCGACGACGAGCGCCAGACGGACCCCGUCGGUAGUUUGUCAGGCGGUUGGAAGAUGAAACUCGAGCUCGCUAGGGCCAUGCUGAUCGGAGCUGACAUUCUCCUGCUCGACGAGCCGACGAACCACUUGGACGUCCAAUCCGUCGCUUGGCUGCAACAGUACCUCGUCUCGCACAACGACAUCACCGUCCUGACCGUCUCGCACGACCCUGGCUUCCUUGACGCCGUUUGCACAGACAUGAUGCACUACAACAAAAAGAAGAUCAACUACUAUAAGGGCAAUCUCAGCGCGUUCGUCGCCAAGAACCCGGACGCGGAGACAAUGUACUCGCUCGAAGCAAAGGGCGAGGUGAGCUUCAAGUUCCCCGAGCCCGGCCACCUGAUGGGCGUCAGGAGCAACACACGCACCAUCCUAAAAAUGUCCAACGUCACCUUCACCUACCCCGGCAUGAAGAAGCCGAGCCUGAUGGAUGCGUCGAUGGGCGUCACGCUCUCCAGUCGUAUCGGCGUUAAGGGGCGCAACGGACAGGGCAAGACGACCAUGAUCAAGUGUCUGACUGGCGAAACCAUCCCACAGGAAGGUAAAGUGGAGAAGCACCCCGCGCUGCGAAUUGCCAUGAUGGCACAGCACGCGUUCCACCACCUCGAGCAGCAUCUCGAAAAGACACCCGUGCAAUAUAUCGCCUGGCGUUACGCGACCGGCCACGAUCGUGAGAUCGAUGAAAAGGCGACGCGCAAGCUGACUGACGCAGAGGAGCAGCAGAUGCAGGUCCCUAUCACCAGUACGACGGGCGAGAAGCGCCGGAUUGAGUACAUCGUCGGGAGAUCGAAGCUCAAGAAGAGCUUCCAGUAUGAGAUCAAGUGGCUAGGCUUGCAGCACAAGCACAACACUUGGAUCGCGCGUGAGCGUCUCCUUGAGCUCGGCUUCUCCAAGAUGCUGCAGGCGUUCGAUGACUUUGAGAGCUCACGCGAGGGCGCAGGCUCCAAGGAGCUCAGUCACAAGGAUAUCCGAAAGGCGCUCGAAAACGUCGGGCUGAACGGCGAAAUCGCAGAACAUCACGAGAUGGGCGGUCUUUCGGGUGGUCAGAAGGUCAAGGUUGUGCUGGCAGCUGCACUUUGGAACAUCUCACAGGUGCUCAUCCUUGACGAGCCGUCGAACUUCUUGGACCGCGACACGCUCGCCGGUCUUGCGACUGCCAUCCGCGAGUGGGGCGGUGCGAUCGUGAUGAUCUCGCAUAACGAAGAGCUGAUGGAGAACGUGUGCAACGAGUUCAUCGAGGUCGAAGCGGGCCGUAUCAUUAGCAAGACCAAGAAGGGCGUCGCGCUUGAGCAAGGCGACGACGGCGCAUCCACGCCAGGCGUCGGCACGCCGCUCCCCGGGAGCACGGCGACGAGCCGCUUGAACAGCAAGGCCGGUACGCCAAUUUCUUCGGCGGCUGCUACGCCUGUGGGGAGCGACGCGGAGAAGGACGACGAUAUGAGCAAGCUGAAGGGCGCGCCGAAGAAGAAGAAGAAGAUGACGCGGAACGAGAAGAAGGCGCAGGAGGAGCGCAGGCGCUUGCGCCUCAGCAAGUGGCUCACGUACGGCGGCGAGCGCGAGCCUGACACGGACGAUGACUAGAGCCACCGCCGCUGGCGGCGAGAGGGCAGGACCGCUCGGAUUGUACGUUGAUAGACGCUCCGCGACAUAUUGCAUAUACAUCCCAUAGACUGCGCACGCCAUGUACAUUACCCAAAAAAGUUUACGACUCGAGGGAUG
Tilletiaria anomala UBC 951 is the source of this 3886-nucleotide messenger RNA. RefSeq lists its product as uncharacterized. The transcript has 6 exons. The record is from RefSeq and is a predicted model, not a curated record. Lineage: Eukaryota; Fungi; Basidiomycota; Exobasidiomycetes; Georgefischeriales; Tilletiariaceae. Gene Ontology annotation, molecular function: heme binding; ATP binding; ATP hydrolysis activity. The coding region runs from base 266 to 3748 and encodes 1160 amino acids.